AUGGAGCCGCUGGAGACGAACAGCAGCUGCAGCAACGGGUCUCUGAUCACCCUUUCGUGCCUUUCCCACCGGGUCGUGUGCCAAGUGAUCAGCAGUGAUGUCCCAUCUGACCCUGUCCUUGACAAUGGGACUUCAGAUAGCUCCUGGAUAAUUCGGCUGGAAAACAAUUAUGGAUUCUACAUUGGCCUGGGCUUGGCUGUCUUCUCCAGCUUCCUCAUUGGGAGCAGCGUCAUCCUUAAGAAAAAGGGACUGCUCCGGCUGGUGGAGAAGGGAGGCACCAGGGCAGGAGAUGGAGGCCAUGGCUACCUAAAGGACUGGCUCUGGUGGGCUGGCUUGUUAACCAUGGGUGGAGGGGAAGCUGCCAACUUCGCUGCCUAUGCCUUUGCUCCUGCAACUAUUGUCACGCCUCUGGGGGCUCUGAGCGUGCUCAUAAGUGCCAUUCUGUCCUCAUAUUUGCUUGGAGAACGGCUCAACCUGCUGGGGAAGCUGGGCUGCCUGCUGAGCCUGGUGGGCAGCACUGUGAUGGUCAUACACGCCCCAGAGGAUGAGGAGGUCACCACUCUGGAGGAAAUGACUUCCAAGCUGAAGGAGCCGGGUUUCCUGGCUUAUGCUGCAAUCCUCCUGGCCCUCUGCCUCCUCCUGAUCUUCUACCUCGCCCCCCGUUAUGGCCAGAGCAACAUCCUCAUUUACCUCACCAUCUGCUCCGUCAUCGGCGCCUUCUCCGUGUCCUCCGUCAAGGGUUUGGGAAUUGCCAUCAAGGGCUUCUUUGCUGGCCAGCCUGUGCUGCAGCACCCACUGACCUGGAUCCUGGUCAUCACGCUGGUGGCAUCCAUCACCACACAGAUCAACUACCUCAACAAGUCUCUAGACAUUUUCAACACCUCUUUGGUGUUCCCCAUCUACUACGUGCUGUUCACCACCAUCGUCAUCACCACUUCCAUCAUCCUCUUCAAGGAGUGGGUCACCAUGACUGUGGUUGACAUCAUUGGGACAGUCUGUGGCUUCCUCACCAUCAUUUUGGGGGUGUUUUUACUCCAUGCUUUCAAAGACAUGGAUGUCAGUUUAGGGAAUUUACCCCAAGUCCUUCAGAAUGAACAGCCAGCGCCGGUGACCACAGAUGACAAGAACAUCCUGAUAGAGGUGGACAACUCCAGCAUUGCCCCAGAGGAUAAACCCAAAGUAUUCAUGCUCUACACUUAG
This is a messenger RNA of Cinclus cinclus, 1200 nucleotides long. It is a transcript of the gene NIPAL4, whose product is annotated as NIPA like domain containing 4. The record is from RefSeq and is a predicted model, not a curated record. Lineage: Eukaryota; Metazoa; Chordata; Aves; Passeriformes; Cinclidae. Gene Ontology annotation, cellular component: membrane. The coding region runs from base 1 to 1200 and encodes 399 amino acids. Gene Ontology annotation, biological process: magnesium ion transport. The transcript has 6 exons. Gene Ontology annotation, molecular function: magnesium ion transmembrane transporter activity.